This is a messenger RNA of Drepanopeziza brunnea f. sp. 'multigermtubi' MB_m1, 792 nucleotides long. NCBI's taxonomy places the organism in Eukaryota, Fungi, Ascomycota, Leotiomycetes, Helotiales, Drepanopezizaceae. The record is from RefSeq and is a predicted model, not a curated record.
AUGCCAGAUGCCAGAUUCCAGAUCCCAGACGCUGGACGCUGGACGCUGGACGCCGGACGCCCUGAUGCAUCAAGUCAAUCACGCUUCAUCAACUGCUGCCUGACUCUCCGGGAUUCCCGUCUGGCAUGUCGAGAGCUCGAGGACAACUUACAAGAGAAACGUUCCCUAGCUGCUGCUGCAAUUCUUGGCCCGCUCAAUCAUCCAUCUGCCAAUAGAGGAAGCAAAUUCGGUACGAAGAAAGACUGCACUACGCUGCGCUAUUCUCUCCCAUAUCAACCAAGUAAGUCACUUUCCCAAGAACUUGGUGAGGGACAGCAAUCCUGUGAUAGCGAGUCUGUGGCUUUCAAAAGGCAUUGUCUUUCUUCCCCCAAACGGAAUCUUGCUUCCCCAGUUGGCUUGGCCAUCGAUGCAGAAGAUUACAUCUUCACAGUAGACUUGAACAGGGACGGGGCUUUCGGAUCGGUCUGGGUUUGGAGAAAGGUGGCUGUUGUUUUGUCGUGCCGCUUGUUCGUUCUCCAAACUCAGCGAAAGAGACUUCUGACUGUUUGGAUCCAUCUCAACUCCUGCCCGGUCACUGUGGGAUGGGAGCAAGGUCUCGGAUGGCAUCGUCCCACAGUCACUGGUACUUUAUUUGGCUGGGCGGCGUGGCGUGUUGCCGGUGAUGCCUCCACGGCCGUUGAACCGAGUCAGAGUCAUGAUCGAAUGAGAAUGAGAAGUGCAGGUGCAGGUACAGGUACAGGUACAGGUACAGGUACAGCCGGCAGCCACUUUGUUCCAAGUCCCCCCAAGUGA